Molecule: messenger RNA, 1402 nt
Organism: Puntigrus tetrazona (Sumatra barb)
Lineage: Eukaryota; Metazoa; Chordata; Actinopteri; Cypriniformes; Cyprinidae
Exons: 10
Coding region: 59-943 (294 amino acids)
Source: RefSeq, a predicted model, not a curated record
GUGCAAAGAGCUUUUUAUGCAAGUGCCACAGGAGGAAUUUGUGUGUGGGAACUGAAAUAUGACGGUGUUACUGUACGUGUGUUUCAUCCUAUUUGUUACUGAUAAGGCACCUGGACAGACCAUAGACCCUUGUAGUAGUGUUAUUGACUUUAACCAAUGUCUGGAUAGUCAGACGAUCUGUGAUAACACAAUUAGCAGAUGUACCUGUUUCGAGGGACAACCAUUCUGUCGGUGCAACAGUCAAAAAGGUGAGUUUUACAUUAAUGAAGACUGCUCUCAGAGAUGGACCGUAGUGACCUUCGCCCUGGUGGCAUCUCUGCCUGGUCUCACGCUCGCUGUGUUGGUCGGGGUGGUUGUUUAUGUGAUUGUGUCAUCAAACAAGAGCCACAAAAGUGAGACAAUGAUGACACCCAAGACAGCCUCUAAAGAGCAGGACAUGUUCCCUGGAGUUGCUUUCGCUUCUGAUAUGAAUAGUCGACCUGCCCCUAACAUGAGACCUGUACAAGAUCACAUUCCCAUGACAGCCGUGCCCAACCACUACACAUCUGGUGGGAUGCGUGAUCCUCAAACAGGAGGUCCUGCUCGGACCUAUAGUCUAUCCAGUGGUGUGCACCCAUCUGUUGAAAGCAUGCCUGAUGGACGACCUCGUGAGCCAAACAGCAUGUACACCGGGAUGCGUGAUCCUCCCAUGGGAGGUCCUGUACAGCCCUACAGCAGUGGCGCAGUUCGGGGUCAGGUUGUUAGCAACCCUUACGCUAGAGAUUCACCCAACCGAAACCCCUAUGAAAACCACAGCAGUGAUUACACACCACGUGCCCCUUCACAGACAUACGACGACCCGAAACACAACAAUCCCUAUUCUCCUACUCCACUCUAUGGUUCCUCUGAGCAUGGAAACCUCCGCAGUGGAUUUCCACGACCCCAAUUAAAUCCACGUUAUUAGAUUUGUCAGCUAAACCAGAAAAUAUAUAUUUAAGAGUUUGAAAAAAAAAAUGCAAUAAAUACUAUGAUGUUGAGUAGGAAUGACAUUACUUUGCAGAAAGCAAUUUUUAUUACUUCCCGCUUUAUAACCGAGCUCUAUGAUAAACUGUAAAUAUGUUUACACUGUUUGAUUUGUACUGAUAUAAUAAAAUGUUAAAAAGGAACAAUACACAUUUUAUACAUUCAGUACAAAUGCAAUUCUGUACCGUUUGCGACCUCAUUUGAAAUUCUGAAAUUUAGAAACACCAGAUCUUUUGUCAUUAUUAAUAAUCGGCUUUAGCUUUUAUAAAGUCCAUUGCUGUAAUUAAAGCAAGGACACACCAAAUAAUCAUGAAUUCAUGUUAAUUUUUCAAUCCAAUGUUACUCACUGUUAUGCUGAUAAAUUCUGAAUGUUUUGUAUUAAAUCACAAAGCAUGCAUUA